GACGUUGACCUGAAAGCAUGUUGCGAAGCUUCGGAUGCCUGCUCUCCACACCAGGAUGAUUGGCUGGAACUGCAAGAGGAGGAGGAAGACAUAAAUCAAGUACAUGAUGGAAAAAAUAGAAGGGAAAACUGUGAAGAGGAGAGCAACUGCAACCAUGUAGAUUCACUUCCCUCCUUAGAGGGCUAUUUACAGCUUCUGUCAUCGGAGGUGGAAAACAUGCUAGAGGUGAGUUUACUGGAAGAUCUACAAGUUGCUACUUCUAGUAGAGGCCAAGACCCAUCAUCCUCGCAUGACAAUAUAAGUUUGACCCAGACGCUCUGCCACUGUUUCAGUCCUCAUGAUGCCACACUACUAAGAACAGACUACCCCACACAAUCAAAUUCAGAAACAAGACAUUUAAAAAGGCAAGAGUCUUUUCCUCAGUCAAGCUCUAAUGUCACAAAUCCAGAAUUGCUACUUCAUGGGACGAAUCUGACAGGACUUUUUUCAGCUGCUGACAUUAGAAACCUAACAGCCCAUGAUGAUAAUUUUGAUCAAGUUAAACUCAUGUCUUUGACAUUGGAGGAAGGCUUUGAUCCUAUAGAAGCUUCUCAGCUCUUUGAAGAACCUGUGUCAGAUUUGGGCCUGUCUCUGCAUUCAAGUCACAGCACCACCUCUUACUCAGUCUGCAGUGAAGAUGCUGUUGGGUACAGCAGUGAUGUUAAAUCUGCUUCUUCACAUGGCUUGGGUGCUGUUGGUGGCCGCUGCCAAGAACAUAGUAAGUACGGCCAUGUGGAAUAUCCAGGUGAUUCAGAGUGUUCUAGAGAAGCCACACUUCAGCAGUUUCAUCAUAACCACACUUACGAUCAGCUGCCAACUCAAGCAGUAUCCACUCCGGAGCAUCACCAACAGAUGUGCAUGAAGAAAGCAAACAAAGCAAAGGAUAGGUGUGAUAAUUCUACCAGUACAAACCUUAGCAGUCACGAACACCAUGCAAAAACUCUGAGAAUACCAUUUUCAGUUGAUGAAAUCGUGAACAUGCCUGUUGACUCUUUCAACACCAUGGUAGCAAAGAAUCAUCUGACGUAUACGCAGGUAUCACUUCUACGUGACAUUAGACGAAGGGGAAAAAACAAGGUCGCUGCGCAAAAUUGCCGCAAACGUAAACUGAAUGAAAUUCUUAACCUGGAAGAAGACAUAAAUAAUCUCGAAACACAAAAGGAGAGCCUUAAGAAGGAGCACUCUCAGUAUAGCAAAUCAAUCAGCCAGAUGAAGCAAAAGUUAAAUAACUUGUACCUUGACAUUUUCAGUAGAUUGAGGGAUGACCAGGGUAAACCCAUUAACCCAUGUCAGUACAUCAUUCACUGCAACAGCGACAGCAGUGUUAUCGUAAUACCCAAACACUUGGUCAAAUCGGAACAGAAACAAGAUAAAAAAGAGUAG
Messenger RNA from Apaloderma vittatum (bar-tailed trogon), 1422 nucleotides. RefSeq names its product nuclear factor, erythroid 2-like 3 (gene NFE2L3). Gene Ontology annotation, biological process: regulation of transcription by RNA polymerase II. Gene Ontology annotation, cellular component: nucleus. The annotation marks the transcript as partial. The record is from RefSeq and is a predicted model, not a curated record. The transcript is spliced from 3 exons. Gene Ontology annotation, molecular function: DNA-binding transcription factor activity, RNA polymerase II-specific; RNA polymerase II cis-regulatory region sequence-specific DNA binding. Lineage: Eukaryota; Metazoa; Chordata; Aves; Trogoniformes; Trogonidae.